ACCAGCGCUAGUGUUCUCGGUGGUGGGAGCAGUGGCGUUUUCUGAGAGGGCUAGUCGGUCUUCGGAGGUCGUGAGAGGAGGAAGUGGUCAACCAGCAAAGAAGGGACUGUUAGAAGAGACACUCAAGAGUGAGAGUUGACACUAAACAAGAGACCUCCAAAGGCCGAGAAGAAGAGGCAGUCUACAAAGUUCUCCAAAGACGUCGUUACGCACAUAGAAAAGAGAUAAUCGAGUGGUACAAAAAAGAGAAAAAAGUCCAACCAUGGCCGAUAAGUCGAAAGAGGAGUUUUACACUCGACCUCCAAAAGUCGGUGGUUGGACUUCUUUCAAGACCUUCCUGUGGAAUUCCGAAACGAAUCAGUUGAUGGGAAGGACUUUCCUGUCGUGGGCUAAGAUUUUCUUCUUUUAUGCCUGUUUCUACACUGGCCUUAUAUCCUUCUUCUUCGGACUCAUGGCACUGUUUUACCAAACGUUAGACAUGAACACACCGAAGUGGCAAAUGUCCAGCUCGCUCAUCGGCAACAAUCCAGGUCUAGGGUUCAGGCCGAUGCCGCCGGAAUCUCACGUUGAAAGUACGUUGAUAUGGUAUAAAUCCCAGGAGGACAACUUCGCCCCGUGGACCGUCAAGUUGGACGACUUCUUGAAACCGUACAGGGAGCAGGAUCCACACGAAUCAAACGUCCAGGUGUGCGACUUUUCAACGACCGACUUCAAUGACAAGGUCUGCAGAAUCGACAUCGCCGAUUGGGUCCCUUGUACAAAAGAUUCCAAUUAUAAUUAUCAUACGCGCGCUCCCUGCAUCUUCCUUAAGCUCAAUAAGAUAUUUGGUUGGAUGCCAGAAUUUUACAACGAUACUGAGAACCUUCCGGACAACAUGCCUCAAGACCUGAAGAACCACAUAAUCGAUGAAAAAAAACAGAAUCCUAAAGGAUUGAAUACUGUCUGGGUGUCAUGCGAAGGUGAAAACCCAGCAGAUGUCGAAAACAUUGGGUCAAUACAGUACAUCCCGAGGCGCGGUUUUCCAGGAUACUUCUUCCCAUACAAAAACCAAAAAGGCUACCUUAGUCCUAUUAUAGCCGUAUGGUUUGAAACUCCAAACCCUGGAGUGUUAAUAAAUAUUGAAUGCAAGGCAUGGGCUCACAAUAUACAUCACGACCGUGCAGAACGUAGAGGAUCAGUACAUUUUGAACUGAUGAUUGACUAGCGAGUAGACGUCGCCACACCUCCAGAGUCGCCUACUAGCCUCACUUACAGACCUUUUUAUCUUUAAAAACAUUUUUUCCAUUUAUAUUUAAACAAAAAAUAUAUAUAUCACCUUUCCAAAACGUAAAACAAAAAAUUACAGUAAAAUCAGCAAAAGCAAAAAAAAAAAAAAUUAAUAAUAUUAAUAGAAAAGCCUAUUUUCACUCAAUGAGGAAAGGCAUAACUCGAGUAAACUGUCUUUUAUGAUAAAGUUAUUUUUGUGAAACAGCGUAGCUACUUAUAGUAUGAAACAUGUGUGGGCUCACAAUUAGCGAAUUUCGCUCUAUUAUUUCACAUAAUUGGCUGUGCUAUUAUAUUUUCUCUCCAAGACCCCUUGAUUUCAAAUAUUUUAAUCUUACUUUUU
Molecule: messenger RNA, 1606 nt
Organism: Cimex lectularius (bed bug)
Lineage: Eukaryota; Metazoa; Arthropoda; Insecta; Hemiptera; Cimicidae
Product: sodium/potassium-transporting ATPase subunit beta-2-like
Exons: 7
Coding region: 263-1204 (313 amino acids)
Biological process (GO): sodium ion export across plasma membrane; potassium ion import across plasma membrane; intracellular potassium ion homeostasis
Cellular component (GO): sodium:potassium-exchanging ATPase complex
Molecular function (GO): ATPase activator activity
Source: RefSeq, a predicted model, not a curated record